Messenger RNA from Gamsiella multidivaricata, 665 nucleotides. RefSeq lists its product as uncharacterized. The record is from RefSeq and is a predicted model, not a curated record. The coding region runs from base 214 to 423 and encodes 69 amino acids. Lineage: Eukaryota; Fungi; Mortierellomycota; Mortierellomycetes; Mortierellales; Mortierellaceae. Gene Ontology annotation, biological process: multicellular organism development. The transcript is spliced from 3 exons.
CCCACACCACUCAGUCGGGCCUCACAUAUACCACCACUAUUCCCUCACAUUCCCUUUUCUUUUUCUUCUUUCUUCCUCCUUACCCACCCACACUCCUCCUCCCGCCCCACCGACACGCCCCCUCACCCUUCCCAUUCCUCAUCUCUUUUCUUCAUCGUCUGCUCUCUCUCCCAUCUCCCUGUCCCUCAUUCAAAAGAAAAAAUAAAAAACACUAUGCCAAAGGUCAAGGCCACAAGUGUCCCCUCUAAGAAGGCUGCCGCGGUUGAUCCACCAAAGAAGAAGAUGUCAGCCUACAACACUUUCAUGAAGGAAGAGCUUCCCAAGUACAAGGCUAAGCACGCAGGCGUCGAGCACAAGGAGGCCUUCAAGCAGGUUGCUAUCAUGUGGAAGAACUCGCCGCAGAACCCCAAGCGUGCUCAAUAAGCACAGUGGACAUGAUAGGCGUGCGGUCUUGGACGAUCAAACAUAGUCGCUCCAUGAGACCGUACUCCCUCUGCUGCGACUAUUUGUAGCAGCAACAACCCCUCCCUUUUUUUCGCUCUGUUUAUUACUGUCUCUACCCUCCCCAUCCGCAGUUGCUUGUAAUUUCUUCAAGGCCGAAAAGGUCCUGAUUUCCUUACCCAAAGGAAACAAAGUUGGCAACGCAAUAAAUAUAUGUACGAUAA